This is a messenger RNA of Equus quagga, 3880 nucleotides long. RefSeq names its product vitamin D 25-hydroxylase. Gene Ontology annotation, molecular function: heme binding; oxidoreductase activity, acting on paired donors, with incorporation or reduction of molecular oxygen, reduced flavin or flavoprotein as one donor, and incorporation of one atom of oxygen; iron ion binding. Gene Ontology annotation, cellular component: cytoplasm; intracellular membrane-bounded organelle. Bases 1 to 1506 code for a protein of 501 amino acids. Gene Ontology annotation, biological process: xenobiotic metabolic process. The record is from RefSeq and is a predicted model, not a curated record. NCBI's taxonomy places the organism in Eukaryota, Metazoa, Chordata, Mammalia, Perissodactyla, Equidae. The transcript has 5 exons.
AUGUGGGACCCUCGCGGGGCUGAGGCGUGCGCGGCGGCGCUCGGGGGCGCGCUCUUGCUGCUGCUCUUCGCGUUGGGCGUCCGCCAGCUGCUGAAGCAGAGGCGGCCGGCCGGCUUCCCCCCGGGGCCGUCGGGGCUGCCCUUUAUCGGCAACAUCUACUCGCUGGCCGCCUCAGCCGAGCUCCCGCACGUCUACAUGAGAAAGCAGAGCCAGGCGUACGGCGAGAUCUUCAGUUUAGAUCUUGGAGGUAUAUCAACUGUGGUUCUAAAUGGCUAUGAUGUAGUGAAGGAGUGCCUUGUUCAUCAAAGUGAAAUUUUUGCAGACAGACCAUGUCUUCCUUUAUUCAAGAAGAUGACAAAAAUGGGAGGCUUACUCAAUGCCAGAUAUGGCCGAGGAUGGGUUGAUCACAGAAGAUUAGCUGUAAACAGCUUUCGCUAUUUUGGAUAUGGCCAAAAGUCUUUUGAAUCUAAAAUCUUAGAAGAAACCAAAUUUUUCAUUGAUGCUGUUGAAACAUACAAAGGUAGACCGUUUGACUUUAAACAAUUAAUAACAAAUGCUGUUUCAAACAUAACCAAUCUGAUCAUUUUUGGAGAACGAUUCACCUAUGAAGAUACUGAUUUUCAGCACAUGAUUGAGUUAUUUAGUGAAAAUGUGGAGCUAGCUGCCAGUGCCUCAGUCUUCCUGUAUAAUGCCUUUCCAUGGAUUGGCAUCUUACCUUUUGGAAAACUUCAACAGCUGUUUAGAAAUGCAGAUGUGGUCUAUGAGUUUCUCUCCAGGCUUAUUGAAAAAGUUUCUGUCAACAGAAAGCCUCAGUUACCUCAGCAUUUUGUUGAUGCUUAUUUAGAUGAGAUGGAUCAAGGUCAAAAUGACCCGUCAUCUACUUUCUCCAAAGAAAACCUCAUUUUCUCCGUGGGUGAGCUCAUCAUUGCUGGAACUGAAACUACAACCAAUGUGCUACGGUGGGCUAUUCUUUUCAUGGCCCUUUAUCCUAACAUUCAAGGACAAGUUCAGAAAGAGAUCGAUUUAAUUAUGGGACCCAGUGGGAAGCCAUCUUGGGACGACAAAUGCAAAAUGCCUUAUACUGAGGCAGUUUUGCACGAAGUUUUAAGAUUCUGUAAUAUAGUGCCAUUAGGGAUCUUCCAUGCAACCUCUGAAGAUACAGUUGUACGUGGUUAUUCCAUCCCUAAAGGCACAACAGUAAUUACAAACCUUUAUUCUGUACACUUUGAUGAAAAGUACUGGAGAGACCCAGAAAUAUUCUAUCCUGAGCGAUUUUUGGACAGCAGUGGAUAUUUUGCCAAGAAGGAAGCUUUCAUUCCUUUCUCCUUAGGGAGAAGACAUUGUCUUGGAGAACAGCUGGCUCGGAUGGAAAUGUUCCUGUUUUUUACAGCAUUGCUUCAGCGGUUUCACUUGCAUUUUCCACAUGAACUGGUUCCAAAUCUAAAACCCAGGUUAGGCAUGACAUUGCAACCCCAGGCCUACCUCAUCUGUGCAGAAAGACGCUGAAAGCGCCUGGCUGUUUUGUGGAACAAGGCUGUAUGUUCGCCUCACCCUUGAACCUUGUUUAAUCACUGUGUGUGUUUUGACAAAAGUCACAGCAUCAUAAAGCCAAAUGAACACAGAUGUGUCUUUAAAAAUCAUACUAACACAGUAAGCAUUAGCUAUGAUUUUUUUCAAGCUUUUAUGACUUCUAAGGUAGAAUUAUCUGUUGAGGAAAACAAAGGCUCAAUGACAGGUAUUGCUAAGAAGGGCCAUUGAUGUCCUAAGCAGAGCCUGAUUUUUCAGCCUCUUAUUAAGUACCAGGUACCUCCCAUCCCUUCCUGACUCCGUCUUGCUCCUGUUCUGGGGGCUUUGCUUCCAAAUCCCAAUGCCAGCUCCCUUCUGGUCUGGUACUAGUUCAGUUUAUUAGAGGACUAAAGGAGAAAUUAGAACCUAAAUAAAUGAGUUUGGACUACAGAGGUAUUGUAGACAUAGUGGCAGAUGAUAGAAGAAAUAUCUAUAUAUUUAAUGUAGAACCUACCAGUGCUUUCAAAUCUUGCUCCCUUCUAUGUCUUCAUAAGAAUUAUGUCAUGCUUCCUAUAAAUGAGGGACUCAGUGACCCCUGAGUAUCUGUCCCCGUAGCAGCAGUUCAUUAGGUAGGAAAUUACAAUUAUAUAUUUAAAAUAAAAAUGACAUGUGACUAUUAAUUCUUUGUAGGCACGGACAUUUUCUCUAGUACCACUCUUUUCCAAAACCAGUCACAGGGUUUAAAGAUUGAAUCCUUUUACCUUUGUGAAGUCUCUGGGAAUUUCCUUCCAUUACUGUUAUUUUUCUAAAGAUAAUACUAUUCAAAUCUAAAGAAACAUGCUUUAGAUCCAGAGUAAUUGUAUAAAUUGGGACGCUUGAGAGUGAUGGGCUUGUAUUAAUAAUUAUGCCAGGAAAUCAAGUGUAAACUGUGACUGUCCUGAUCAAACUGGUGUGCAUGUCCAACUAUUUAUUGUUUUUUUUACAUUAUUUCUUCUAAAGUUUUACAUUAAGAUUCAUGCUCUUGUAACUUGGCUCAUGAAUAGUCACAGCCUCAGAGUAAAUGCACAUAACAAUGACUUCUGUUAAGAAUAUCAAUUUAACCUUAGUUUGACUCAUCUGUUGAAUAUUUUCAAGUUUCUGUGUGGUAAUUCAGGCGUCUUUGCAUCCCUGAUGCUUUAAGAUGUUUCUAAUUGCAAGGGGAAGAUAAUCCUGUGCAAAUUUACUUAAAUAAUAACGGCAGUAUGGCAGUUUUAGCGUAGGUAUGACCUGGAUGCUCCAUGAUGUAAUCAAAGAUCUUGUUUCUUUGCAUCUCUCAAUUUUGCCUUCCAGAUGGUAUCAGCUUUAUCUUAAGGCUGGCUCAUGGAAGCACAUGUGUUUUUCCCACCUCUUUGUAGAGAGAGUGAGCUUGGAUUGUUUCUGGGAGAGCAAGGGAACUUUUUAGAUGUUCCCCUAAAACUGUUCUUUGUGUCCCAUGGGUCCUAAGUAAGUUAUGUCACCAUCCAUUGAAACUAUGUCUUGUGAGUGGGAUUAUGGUUCACUUGGGCUGACUGCUACUGCCAGUGGUUGAGUUGGCAUCCUCCAAAGUACAUGUGCUACAUUUGGGUGAUAAACUUACCUAACAAAAAUCAGGAGAGUUAUGAAGAGAAGAGGAACUCCUGGCUAAGAGACUAAUUACAAUAUGUAUCUUGCUGCCCUCUGACCACCUGCUAAGCCAAGCAACUUUCCAGCCUACCUCCCUGACUCUUGACAAACGUACUCUUUCAAGUUGUUCUUUGAUCUUUGCUCUUCCUUUAAAGAGAAAAUCUCUCAUCCUUGGCCUCCUACUUCCUGGCAUAUCUCCUAUAAAUGCCUAAGUUGAACUAUACAGACUGGGGAUUCUGGAGGCUUAGUGGCCUUACUGAGCAAAGCAACAUAGUGAACUGGAGUAGAUUAUAAUCAAAAUUGAGGAGGCCUUAUUUUGUUCUUGAAUACUACCACUGUUUCUUCUAGGAUGGUUAAGAACGCCAUAAACCUACACAGAAUGGAGAACAUGCUAUUUAUUUUCUUGUAUAUAAGGAAGUGUUUAUAUUUUUCCUUAAUCAAGUUAAUGCCGACCUGACAAAAAUCAUAAAAGAUGUAGAUUCGUAACUUUUUAAAGGUGGAAGAGCUUUAAUCUCAAUUAAUAUGUUCAUUUUAUAGCCAAGGAAAUAGGGGUUCAGACAGGGGAAGUGAUUUCUCUAGUUCAUAGCAGAGGCAUGCCUUUUUCAUCCCAUAUUCUUUUUAUGCACACCCAAUAAUUUAUACUAUGCUUUACGAUUUAUAAGGUUGCUUUUCAUAUACUGUCAACUCUUGACUGUUUGGACCGAAUUAACUGUGGUAAAAAUAAAAUAGUACA